This is a messenger RNA of Perognathus longimembris pacificus (Pacific pocket mouse), 816 nucleotides long. It is a transcript of the gene Cmc1, whose product is annotated as C-X9-C motif containing 1. Bases 357 to 680 code for a protein of 107 amino acids. Lineage: Eukaryota; Metazoa; Chordata; Mammalia; Rodentia; Heteromyidae. Gene Ontology annotation, cellular component: mitochondrion. The transcript has 4 exons. The record is from RefSeq and is a predicted model, not a curated record.
CUUACUGGUAUUAUCAAGCUACAUUUUCUAAUUAUCCAAAAAGAAUAUGAAAUAUGAUAGGUUCUCUUACCCCAUUGUUACAAAUUAGGAAACAGGCUUAGGAAAGUUACUCAUCCAGUUGGAUGGUGCCAAGAUCAGUGAGUUCUGUAAUUUCAAGGGCAAAGGAGUUCUAGAACACCUCAUGAUCAUCAAUUUGGGACUAGGUGACUGGAUUGGUCUCUGAAGCACUUAGCAGUGGACCAAGGGUUUUAAUUUUCAGUGGUUUGAGUGGGGGCCUGAAUAAGAUAUUGAUAGUGAAGUGUACCAUCUAUGCUAUCCAAUGCUUGGUUUUAGAAUGAAAUCCUUGAUUUGAGUUAAUGGUGGAUUUGAAAGACUCAGAGCAGCAUCUCAGACAUGUUGAAAAAGAUGUUCUGAUUCCUAAAAUAAUGAGAGAAAAGGCCAAAGAGAGAUGUUCUGGACAAGUUGAAGAUUUUACGAAAUGUUGCAAGGAUACUGGAAUUCUUAUGGUAGUCAAAUGUCAAAAAGAAAACUCUGCAUUGAAAGAAUGUCUCACUACUUACUAUAAUGAUCCUGCCUUUUAUGAAGAAUGCAAAAUGGAGUAUCUGAAGGAAAGGGAAAAAUACAGAAACACUGGCAUUCCUACCAAGAAAAGGCUGCAGAAGCUUCCCACAAGCAUGUAGGCCAAAUGUUCAAUGAAUCAGCAACUCUCAUAUUUACAGAGAUCAUUUAUAAGUCAUGUGAAAUAAUGAAUUUCAGAAUUUGCUUUGUUCCAAUUAUGGAAAUAAUUUUAUAUGAAAUAAAGACCUUUAUUUCAGA